Aspergillus terreus NIH2624 is the source of this 1896-nucleotide messenger RNA. Its product is annotated as fungal specific transcription factor domain-containing protein. Bases 1 to 1896 code for a protein of 631 amino acids. Lineage: Eukaryota; Fungi; Ascomycota; Eurotiomycetes; Eurotiales; Aspergillaceae. Gene Ontology annotation, molecular function: zinc ion binding; DNA-binding transcription factor activity, RNA polymerase II-specific; RNA polymerase II cis-regulatory region sequence-specific DNA binding. The record is from RefSeq and is a predicted model, not a curated record. The transcript has 2 exons. Gene Ontology annotation, cellular component: nucleus. Gene Ontology annotation, biological process: positive regulation of transcription from RNA polymerase II promoter by galactose; DNA-templated transcription.
AUGGAGGUAGCCCGUGCACAAGUUUUGCAUGGUGCUGCUUCAUACAGUGCCUUAAACAAAGCUACCGAGACAGUCCGUCGGCAGGCGGCGGUUCUUCAAGUGCUGUUUCCUCACGUCACUUUGGAUGAUCUGGUGGACAAGGACCGAGCUGAGCUCAUCCGUCUUCUAUCGCAAUCUUCCUCAACAAACGCAGAUCUACCAGCAGAAAGAUUCGUCGUGGCGUCAUCCGUGUCCGACAGCCCAGAAAACGAUCCCAGUGCAUUGGAGGAGUCAGAUGAAGCAGAUGAUUCGGAGGACCGGCAUUGGGACGAGUCAGCAAAAGACCCUGCAACUCUGGCAACCAGCGACGAUAUCAACGCCAUUGGGCUGGCGGGCGACCGACGCCGCCGGUCAUAUCUGGGGAUUUGCUCGGUAGGUGCGGUUCUCAAAGCAUUAUUCCGGCUUUGUCCAGGCGCAAAAGAGUGCAUCAUAGAAGACUCCAAGCUCUGGGCCCCCGUCCAACCGGACGACACUCGCCCUGCACUCCUACCCCAAGGCCUUGCCAUGACUCCAUUAUUGGACUCACUGAGAGAAUUGCGCUAUAUCACAUUCUACUUUGACAACGUUCACGCAAUCACGCCUUUCUUGCAUGAGGAGUCGUUCAGAGCAAAAUUCACGAUUAGAGAUCAACAAGGCUCCUCAUGGUUGGGUCUCUGCAACAUGGUCCUCACGGUGGGAUCCAUCGCUUCUGGCAGUGAUACAGCUCACAUCCACUACUAUAACCAGGCUCGCUCGUACCUCGAUCUAGAUUCAUUGGGUUCUGGUAACUUGGAGACGUUACAGGCGCUGUGCUUACUUGGCGGGUACUAUCUGCAUUACCGAAACUCCCCAAACAUGGCAUAUUCAAUCCUGGGCGCCGCUCAGCGCUUGGCCAUAGCGUUGGGCUUACACCGAGAGCCGCCCACUCGAAACGAACAGCCUAACCCUGAGACACGCGGAUCCUAUGCGCUUCGGCUCGAGACUCGGCGUCGCACUUGGUGGAGUCUUUACUGUCUCGAUACCUGGGCGAGUAUGACGCUAGGCCGACCGACUUGCGGCCGAUGGGAUACAGCCACUAUGAAUACAUCGUUGCCCUGCACCCUCCAUUCAGAGGACCAUUUCGCUACGUCCUUAAGGGCCAGCGUCGAGUUCUGCCACAUCUGUAACCGUCUCCAACAUCGCUUCGCCCAAUUUAUCCGGAUCAGCGUCCAUGAAGCCCAGGCCUUGGACUACGAUCUUCAGCGGUGGUAUGACGGCCUUCAUCCAGUCCUGCAGCAUACAACAGACGCUCCGCCGCGAAUGAGUGUCGCGCGCGAAUUCCUACGCAACAGAUACUACAACGCGCGAUUGAUCCUGUCGCGCUGUUUCUUGCUCUACAUGGCCUAUGAGGAUACUAAAAGGCGCCAUCCUCACUCAGCGGAGCAGCAGAUGGCGGGCAUGUGUCGUUCCAUUGCUGGAGAGACCAUCGAUGCAAUCGCACUCCACUGGGUCCCCAAUCGCACACAGGUCUGGAAUGCUGCCUGGUAUCUCUUCCAAGCCUGCAUGGUGCCGCUGCUAUCCAUAGCCAUGGCUAAUACGUCCGAUCACGCUGCAGUUGACCCUGCGGACGUCUCGGCCUGGUACGCCAGCUUGCACAAGGCCCUUGAAGCCUUCUCAGAGAUGAGGCCAUGGAUGCGGGCAUCGGAUCGCGCCCCAAACAUCGUUGCUGUUCUGCUCCGAGCCGUGUCGCAGGGACCCGACGGAUCUAUACACACACCAUCCGUGACGGAUGGCGCAUUGAAUCUCUUUGGGAUGUCUGAUGAGUUUCUCAUCGAAAUGGACUGGAGCGAGCUUCCCAAUGACGAGAAUAUGUUCCAAAGUCUGUUUCCAUUGACAUGA